Molecule: messenger RNA, 1962 nt
Organism: Metarhizium album ARSEF 1941
Lineage: Eukaryota; Fungi; Ascomycota; Sordariomycetes; Hypocreales; Clavicipitaceae
Exons: 3
Coding region: 1-1962 (653 amino acids)
Source: RefSeq, a predicted model, not a curated record
AUGGCCGAAAUGGAGGUCAACAUGGCAUCUCAGGUUGGCCUUGAAAGACACCUGGAUGAUGAUCUAAUCAACUAUGACAGUGACACUGAGAAGCUCUUGAUCCAUGAAGAAACUACAGACGCCGUGUAUGGUGCCGAAGAAGUCGUGUUGGGGAAAAUGAGCACUAAAACCGCAGGUGAAGACGAUGCCCCCGACGAAGUGGACUUUUUCGAGAGUGGCGAACAAGACGAGACGGAAAGUCCCCGACUAGAGUCAGGAACCACUGGUGAGGGUCAUGAUGCGAGCCGACAAGCCUCCCACGAAAUAGACUACGAUUUUGACGAACCUACGCAAGACGAUACGCCGGUGGCCAUCAAUGAUGACGAGAAAAGAACUGCAUCGGAACAACGGCAGUCAGAAGAAGAGACUGUCCAUGGUGAGGAGGUCCAGGGACUCGGAGAUCCGAACCGCAAAGCCGAUGAUCAUGAAAUAAGCUGGGAACAGGAGGACGAUCCAGUGGAGGCGGGCUCGCAGGAUCAUGAAACAACUGCUAGUAAUGGCCAACAUAUGUCUCCAAAUCAACCAUCCAAUUCCGAAACAGAACAUCAAGUUGCUUCCGGCUUAAACGAUGGUGGCGCCGCCGAAGCCGAAGAUUCCCAGUCUGAGGAGCUUGAAGCAGCUGGCGAUGAAAUCGGAGACGAUGCGGAUCUGCAGGACGACGGCGAUCAAGAUCUUCUUGUGGACCUAGAAUGCUCCGACGUUGACGAGAAUGAUGUUCCAGCAAUCACAGUGCAAUACAGGGGAGAUGAGUUUCCAUUUUUCUCGCUCUCCUCCGAGGGUUUCUUCUCCCAGCUUUCAGUUUUGGAUUAUAGCCUCAAGUCAGUAUUGAGUGGCUUACGAGACGAGUUGGCGAACGAACUCCUUCCUGAAGAUGACCUUGUAUUUCAAGUCGAUGAACUUGGGCUGGAGUUUGCAGAAUCAUCACCUCCAGAAUUUCUGUGCAACAUCAGCUUGAGGCAAAUCCUCGAAGUUUUUGACAUUUUGGUCAAAAACCAGGAUCCUGAAAGUAGUCGACCGCUCUACACAUAUCUCUUUACUAGACCUAGUGCGGGCAGACGAUUCGACUUUUUAAUGGAGAGUGCUACUGAAGGCAAGGGACUGGAUGAAGUAAUUCAUCUGUUCCAACCACCUGUACCACGCACUACUGGCCUUAGGGAUAUCUCAGCUGGCGAGAAUCUGAGUAGCCAUUCGGACGACGAUCACAGCUCUCUUGAAGACCACACCGCACAAGGAGUUGGGGACACGUUGAGUGGCCAAGCAACUGGCGGGAAAACGUCGGAGCGGCUCGUAGAUGAAGACUCACUAUCGGAUCAAGAAGGAAGCACUGCAAGGGACUAUGGAGACGACGGACCUGCCAACGAGCUCGAGGAUCUUGUCCCUCCAUAUGGCAACGCGAUGAGAGAACCGGCAGAAGUGUCUCCACUUUUUGACGAAGCGGUGGCCUCAGGCGCACUCGCUCCAGAAGACGACGUGGGAGAUGGCGAGGUGGAUGAGGACCAGGUACCUGAAGGAGGUUCUCAAGACCCAGGAGACGAGGUUCACGAUCUGAUUGACCCGGACUUCGAUGAGACCUUGGAGUUGGCCGACAGUGACGUAGCCGGGGCGGUUGGGCAGUCUACCCAAGAUUAUUUGGAGGACGCCAAUGCAAAACCCUGUGCCACUGAUGCCAGUACCACGACUACGACGUUGAAGGAUGAUGGCGAAGAACUUGCGGCUCUCGAUGCCAUGAUUGACCAAGCCGCUGUGGGCGACCUCAUUGAGCAAGAUGACGGCGCACAAAUUGACUGGGGAGAUGAUGCGGAACCUCGUCUGCAAGACGAAGUCGCGGGGGACGAGUCAUCCAGUGCCGGCAAACGAGCCCGUGGAGAUGACGGGUUUGGUUCCGAGGAUAACCAAAAUGUCAAGCGCCAACGCUCAGACUGA